CGCGAAAUAAUAAUAAUAAUACUGAAAACGUUUUUAAUGUAGUUUUUGAGAUGUGGAGAUUUACAUAAAGUAGUGACAAUCAUUUAUAUAUUAAAUAAAUAAGAACAAGCGCCAUAUGGAGUUUUUAAUUAAACUGUCGCUUCCGGUCGGUGAUGGAGAUGUUCAGUGUUUCCCAGUAAGUUGAGGGGAAUCAGUCAGUCAGUGAUGUCUAAACCUAAAUUAGUGGUGUUUGAUCUCGAUUACACCCUGUGGCCUUUCUGGGUGGAUACUCACGUCGAUCCUCCUUUCCGCAAAGACCAGCAUGGGCGAGUGGUGGACUCGAGCAAUCAUCAUGUCCGGCUGUAUGAAGACACCGUAGACGUCCUGCGCUCUAUACACACUCAGGGUAUCCAGAUCGGCGUGGCCUCGCGCACAGGUGAAGUGGAUGGAGCCAAUGAGCUUCUCGCACUCUACAGCCUCGACCAGUAUAUUUCCUUCAAAGAGAUUUACCCAGGGUCAAAGGUCACACACUUCAAUAGGUUACAGGCAGACAGCGGGGUGUGCUACACAGACAUGAUGUUCUUUGAUGAUGAACAAAGAAACAUCAGUGAAGUCAGCAGGCUGGGUGUUCACUGUGUCCUGGUCCAUAACGGUGUUACCUCUAAAAUUGUUCAUGAUGAGCUUCAGAGGUUCAUGAGGAAGAGCUGAGUGUGGAAAUCUCUGCUGCAGUGCACAGUGUGUCCUGUAGGGGGCAAAGAUCACCACGCUCUCAUCACUUUAACGUUUACUGUAUAGGGUGUACUUAUUUAUAUUAAUAUCAAUUAAAAUGAUAAACAGCAUCAUGUGGAAAUGUAAAAAAAAAACAUUUACAGAGUUUACUGUAAUAUUUACUUUAUUUAGUCUGUUACCGCUAAAGUUAACAUUUUAAAAUAUAUUUUACUGUAUUAAAAUAAACAUAUUAUUCAUGA
Clarias gariepinus (North African catfish) is the source of this 947-nucleotide messenger RNA. It is a transcript of the gene mdp1, whose product is annotated as magnesium dependent phosphatase 1. The transcript has 6 exons. Gene Ontology annotation, molecular function: acid phosphatase activity. NCBI's taxonomy places the organism in Eukaryota, Metazoa, Chordata, Actinopteri, Siluriformes, Clariidae. The record is from RefSeq and is a predicted model, not a curated record. The coding region runs from base 205 to 687 and encodes 160 amino acids.